Messenger RNA from Pipistrellus nathusii (Nathusius's pipistrelle), 2763 nucleotides. The record is from the annotation of a GenBank genome assembly. Lineage: Eukaryota; Metazoa; Chordata; Mammalia; Chiroptera; Vespertilionidae.
AUGGCCGACGACGACGUGCUGUUCGAGGACGUGUACGAGCUGUGCGAGGUGAUCGGCAAGGGUCCCUUCAGCGUUGUGCGGCGAUGCAUCAACAGGGAGACUGGGCAGCAAUUCGCUGUAAAAAUCGUUGAUGUGGCCAAGUUCACAUCCAGUCCAGGGUUAAGUACAGAAGAUCUAAAGCGGGAAGCCAGUAUCUGUCACAUGCUGAAACACCCCCACAUUGUAGAGUUGUUGGAGACAUAUAGCUCAGAUGGAAUGCUUUACAUGGUGUUUGAAUUUAUGGACGGAGCGGAUCUGUGCUUUGAAAUCGUAAAACGAGCUGAUGCUGGUUUUGUAUACAGUGAAGCUGUAGCCAGUCAUUACAUGAGACAGAUCCUGGAAGCCCUGCGCUAUUGUCAUGACAAUAACAUCAUUCACAGGGAUGUGAAGCCCCACUGUGUUCUCCUCGCCUCCAAGGAAAACUCGGCACCUGUCAAACUUGGGGGCUUUGGGGUAGCUAUUCAGUUAGGAGAGUCCGGACUUGUAGCUGGAGGACGCGUCGGGACACCUCAUUUUAUGGCCCCGGAAGUUGUCAAAAGAGAGCCUUACGGGAAGCCUGUGGACGUGUGGGGCUGCGGCGUGAUCCUCUUCAUCCUGCUCAGCGGCUGCCUGCCCUUUUACGGAACCAAGGAGCGGCUGUUCGAAGGCAUCAUCAAAGGCAAAUACAAGAUGAAUCCGAGGCAGUGGAGCCACAUCUCGGAAAGUGCCAAAGACCUCGUGCGCCGCAUGCUGAUGCUCGACCCAGCCGAGCGGAUCACCGUCUACGAGGCCCUGAACCACCCCUGGCUCAAGGAGAGAGAUCGUUAUGCCUACAAGAUUCAUCUUCCGGAAACAGUAGAGCAGCUGAGGAAAUUCAAUGCAAGGAGGAAACUAAAGGGUGCAGUCCUAGCAGCUGUGUCGAGUCACAAAUUCAACUCAUUCUAUGGGGACCCCCCUGAAGAGUUGCCUGAUUUCUCCGAAGACCCUACCUCCUCAGGAGCUGUCUCACAGGUGCUGGACAGCCUGGAAGAGAUCCACGCACUCACAGACUGCAGCGAGAAGGACUUAGACUUUCUACACAGUGUUUUCCAAGACCAGCAUCUUCACACACUACUAGACCUGUAUGACAAAAUCAACACUAAGUCUUCGCCGCAAAUCAGGAACCCUCCGAGUGACGCGGUACAGAGAGCCAAAGAGGUAUUGGAAGAAAUUUCAUGUUACCCUGAAAAUAAUGAUGCUAAGGAACUGAAGCGUAUUUUAACACAACCUCAUUUCAUGGCCUUACUUCAGACUCACGACGUAGUGGCCCAUGAAGUUUACAGCGAUGAGGCGCUGAGGGUCACGCCGCCCCCCACGUCCCCCUACCUGAACGGCGACUCCCCGGAGAGCGCCAACGGGGACAUGGACAUGGAGAACGUGACCCGCGUCCGCCUGGUGCAGUUCCAGAAGAACACAGACGAGCCCAUGGGAAUCACUUUAAAAAUGAACGAGCUAAAUCAUUGUAUUGUUGCAAGAAUUAUGCAUGGCGGCAUGAUUCACAGGCAAGGCACACUGCAUGUGGGUGAUGAGAUCAGAGAAAUCAACGGCAUCAGCGUGGCUAACCAGACAGUGGAGCAGCUGCAGAAGAUGCUCCGGGAAAUGCGGGGGAGUAUCACCUUCAAGAUUGUGCCCAGCUACCGCACUCAGUCAUCGUCCUGUGAGAGAGAUUCCCCCUCCACUUCCAGACAGUCCCCAGCUAAUGGUCAUAGCAGCACUAACAAUUCUGUUUCGGACUUGCCAUCAACUACCCAACCAAAAGGACGACAGAUCUAUGUAAGAGCACAGUUUGAGUAUGAUCCGGCCAAGGAUGACCUCAUCCCCUGCAAGGAGGCUGGCAUCCGCUUCCGGGUCGGUGACGUCAUCCAGAUCAUCAGCAAGGAUGACCACAACUGGUGGCAGGGCAAGCUGGAAAACUCCAAAAACGGAACCGCGGGCCUCAUCCCCUCCCCUGAGCUGCAGGAAUGGCGUGUAGCCUGCAUCGCCAUGGAGAAGACCAAGCAGGAGCAGCAGGCCAGCUGCACUUGGUUCGGCAAGAAGAAGAAGCAGUACAAGGACAAGUACUUGGCCAAGCACAACGCAGUGUUUGAUCAAUUAGACCUUGUUACAUAUGAAGAAGUAGUAAAACUGCCAGCAUUCAAAAGGAAAACACUAGUCUUAUUAGGUGCGCAUGGCGUUGGGAGAAGACACAUAAAAAACACCCUCAUCACAAAGCACCCAGACCGCUUUGCGUACCCUAUUCCACACACCACCAGACCUCCAAAGAAAGAUGAGGAGAACGGGAAGAACUACUACUUCGUGUCCCACGAUCAGAUGAUGCAGGACAUCUCCAACAACGAGUACCUGGAGUAUGGCAGCCACGAGGACGCCAUGUACGGGACCAAGCUGGAGACCAUUCGCAAGAUCCACGAGCAGGGGCUGAUCGCCAUCCUGGACGUGGAGCCUCAGGCGCUGAAGGUCCUGAGAACCGCCGAGUUCGCUCCUUUUGUUGUUUUUAUCGCCGCACCGACCAUCACCCCGGGUUUGAAUGAGGAUGAAUCUCUUCAGCGCCUGCAGAAGGAGUCUGACAUCUUACAGAGAACAUAUGCACACUACUUCGAUCUCACAAUUAUCAACAAUGAAAUUGAUGAGACAAUCAGACACCUGGAGGAAGCCGUGGAGCUCGUGUGCACAGCCCCACAGUGGGUCCCCGUGUCCUGGGUCUAUUAG